Molecule: messenger RNA, 630 nt
Organism: Botrytis porri
Lineage: Eukaryota; Fungi; Ascomycota; Leotiomycetes; Helotiales; Sclerotiniaceae
Exons: 3
Coding region: 1-630 (209 amino acids)
Source: RefSeq, a predicted model, not a curated record
AUGCGAUCUUUACUGAUACUGUUUUCAAUAGUUGUCCUUCUUACUCUUCGCGUUAGCUCUUACUUUGCUUCGCGCGAAUGGCAUGUAGAUGAGGCCACUCCAACUCACGAGGGAAAAUAUGGAUCUGAAGAGACUUCAAUCGAUGUCGAUCCAGUAUCUCAUGGGUUGGAUAUCGCAAAGGAUGCAAAACUUGCAAAGGAAUAUGCUUCUGUUAGAAAGAGUUGUGCUUUAGGGAACGAGGGAGUUACGGAUCCAAUUACUCACAAGAUCAAGCGUACUCCUGAGCAAGAGUGGGUUUUCAACGAAUGUGUUGCCUUGUUGUUUUGGAUGGAGCAAAGUGCACAAAGGCAUGAGGCCGAGGAAAGAGCUUGGGAUGAAUGGAUGCUUCGCCUUAGUGAGGAUAAUUCAAACGAGAGAGUGAAACAUCGCACAGAGUCUAGCAUGAGUCCAACAGAAAAUCAAUCAUCAAACACCGCGCUUCGAGGAAGUGACGAUACAACUAGCGGUUGCAAAUGUCAGAACGGGCGGAAUAUUUCCCGGUCGCAAGCAUGUUUCAAAAGUAUCAGAUUGCUCUUGGCACCCUUUUCAUUACUUUACCUGUUGCUUUUGGCUCUUAUAUAUCAAUUAUAA